Lymnaea stagnalis (great pond snail) is the source of this 363-nucleotide messenger RNA. NCBI's taxonomy places the organism in Eukaryota, Metazoa, Mollusca, Gastropoda, Lymnaeidae. The record is from the annotation of a GenBank genome assembly.
UUUUUGAGUUUGAAAGUGUGACAUACAUUAGGGUUUGGGGGUUGUCUGAGAUUUGUGACGGGGUCGAGAGAGGCGGUGAAAAUUAUCCAAAAAAUCACCUGACAUACAUGGAUGUAUUUUUAUGCACACAACUUUUUAUUGUUCACAUAUGCACACAACUCUUGACUGUUGACAUACGCACACAACUUUUUAUUGUUGAUAUAAGCACACAACUUUUUACUGUUGACAUAUGCACACAACUCUUGACUGUUGACAUAUGCACACAACUUUUUACUGUUGCCAUACGCACACAACUUUUUUUUGUUGACAUACGCACACAACUCUUUACUGUUGACAAAUGCACCCAGCUCACAAAAGGUCUAG